Tachyglossus aculeatus (Australian echidna) is the source of this 2713-nucleotide messenger RNA. RefSeq names its product leptin receptor overlapping transcript like 1 (gene LEPROTL1). The record is from RefSeq and is a predicted model, not a curated record. Lineage: Eukaryota; Metazoa; Chordata; Mammalia; Monotremata; Tachyglossidae. Gene Ontology annotation, biological process: negative regulation of growth hormone receptor signaling pathway; late endosome to vacuole transport via multivesicular body sorting pathway. Gene Ontology annotation, cellular component: endosome.
CCUCAGGCCGCCGCCCGCCUCCUCAGGCCGGUCCUCGGGCCCGGAGCGAAGGCCCCGCCAUGGCCGGCAUCAAAGCUCUGAUUAGUUUGUCUUUCGGAGGAGCGAUCGGGCUGAUGUUUCUGAUGCUUGGCUGUGCCCUACCAUUGUACAACCAAUACUGGCCUCUCUUUGUUCUGUUUUUUUACAUCCUCUCUCCCAUUCCAUACUGCAUAGCGAGAAGGUACGUGGACUGUUCGGAUCCGGCGACAAAUGCUUGCAAGGAACUUGCUUUGUUUCUUACAACGGGCAUUGUCGUCUCAGCCUUUGGACUCCCGAUAGUGUUUGCCAGAGCGCGUCUGAUUGAGUGGGGAGCGUGUGCAUUGGUUCUUACAGGAAACACCGUCAUCUUUGCUACCAUACUAGGCUUCUUCUUGGUCUUUGGCAUCAACGAUGACUUCAGCUGGCAGCAGUGGUGAAAGGGGAUUCGGCUCCGAACUCUCGUGGAAACGGGCGCUCUGUCAUUCGACAGGCAGCCCUGCCAAGGGGCCGGACAAUCAAGCAAGGUAGUGGGGCGGGCCCCAGAUUGGGCUACUUGCCCCUGUGCCACCAUCAUCGUUCGUUCCCCGUGUUCCUGAUGGCAUGCCGGACUGUGGGCCGGUUUUCAUUUCUUGGAAGGCGGAAUCUCGUCCCCUUUGCCCCUGUGUACAGUCCCCUUUCGGUCGGGUACUAGCCCUGUUUGGUUUCGUGCCUUUGUGCAGCGUCGGUACUGGAGCCCUUUGCACAGGUCACCGAUGAGUUCUGAGCCUUCCACUGCAGAGCAGCGGUUGCGGGCCGACCAGAGAAUUGGGGGGUGGGGGUGGUCUUAAAACCUAUUGGGCCAACAAUAGAAUCUGUUCAUAACUUUCUUUCCCCUGGGCUUCUUUCUUACCACCCUCACAACUGUGGCCGAAAGGAGGGUCGCUCGAUUUUUCCCCAUUCUCACUUACAAAAAGCUCCGGGUUACUGACGGGUCGUGUCAACUGGAUACCCAUAGCAGGAUAUAUCUAGGGUUGUCCAGCAACAGAGCCUCUUCCCUGAAAUUGGGGUGGGGGAGGGUACCAGUAGGUGGCUGUUCUAUGACCGGAAAAUCGUUUUCUGGGAUUGCUUGAAAGGCGUCUUUUUCCUCAGCUGUUUCCAUAUUCAGUUCUAACCUGGUUUAGGGAUGUCAGCCAGAUCUUUUAUAGAGAAGUUGUUAUUUAUCCUGACUGUGGUUCUAAGUGGCAAGAUUGAGUAGUUGGGGGGAAGAAGGGGGAAACUGACAUUGAAAUGCCAUUUUUUUUACACUUGUUUUCAAUUGUCUCUCUUUAUAAAUACGCUUUUUGGUCUUCUGUUUAUCUUUGAUGUUUUACCCCAGGAGGUAAAAUGGACUUUUAUGGAACUACUGAUGAAGAAAAAGUUAUGUAUUGGGGGUAUAUAUAUAUAUAAAACCUUUUCCCUGCUUCCUUUUUUAAUUUAUUUUAUACAUCCUAUAUAUUGACUAAGCUUUUUCGGUGUAAUUUAAGGGUACUUAAAAUCCUUGGCAGUCAGCAUACAUAACAGAUUGUAUAUCACUUUACGGCAAAGUCAGAGUGUUGUGGUUUCUGCAAGUCAGACUGAAGUGAUUUCACAGGGACUUUUGUCAGUCCUGCAGUAACGAUCCUUGUUUAGUUCAGUCAUUGUUCUUGUCUUGUGAGGUUUUCCCUCAUGUAAUUGAGACUAUUUAUUACAGGUUUCCUGCAGCCCUCUCAGCUAGCUGAUUUCCCCCGCCCUUUAACUCAUUUUGGGCUGCUGUUUCAUUUUGGGUGUUCCUAUGUUGCACACCCAGUGGGGAAGUUAGUGCAGAGAGGCUAGGCGUGGCUGCCUCCUUCAGAUAAAAACUUGACCAAAAUUUCUCUUCUUCAUAGUAAACAUGGGUCCCCACGUUGGUCGGGUUGUGGGUGGGCAGGAGGGUGGGGGGUGGGGGGGUGUCAACUUGAUUCUGAUCCAUUCAGGCUUUGCUGGGCAAUUAUUAUGUGUCUGCUGUACGCUCCAAAAUGUAAACAAAAGACAGUUCGCUCAAGAACUAGGAAGGCAGAAUUGUGAUAGAUUUGGGGUUUCUGAGUGUUUUUUAAGAAUUUGAUUCCUGAAGGUGGGGAGAACAUCUUGGCUGCAUUUGGUUGCUGACGGUCCAGUGGCACCGAGUGUCUUAACUUAGCCUGGACCUUUUGUGACAGCGAGAAAGGAGAUCUCACAGUGGCUGAGAGCAGAGCUGAGGUGGAACAUCUAGCGCCAGUUUGCAUGUGGCUGGCUGGGCUGGGAGCUGCUUGCGAAGCUAAAUGCGCUCGAUCCAUGGAGCCCAUCCCGAGAAGGUCAUCGGUCUGAAUCGGCUCUUCCGACCGCCCGCCCUCCCUGAGACCCAUCCAGUCCCGUGUUUGGGAAUUCCAGGUUCCACUCCAUGCUCCUGGGCAUCACUCUCCCCGCAGUACGCUGUGACAGUGCCCUCCUGGGACCUCGGCCUUCAUGUCACCGGCCCCGCUGACCCACUGCCGGGAGGCGUUGGUAGGGUGCCGCCCCCUCUCCCCUUCCCCCGACCCCCCAGGGGCCUUGCGGUCUGGGAAUCGGAAGCUAGGGUCCCGGGUGGCGUGAUCUUUCACCACAGGAUAGGCACUGAUAUAGCAUUGCCACCCUUCUCUCGAAAGAACAUUUUAAUGAUGAAACAAUAAAGAUUUUAAAUAUC